CAGGAGAUCUGCCCCUUCUGCCCCACGCCCAGGCAGCUCUCAGAGCCAGACGUGGCCAUGCUGGAGGUUCCCUCCCUUCCUGAGCCUGGACGCGCCCCGGGCCCCGAGACCGGCCCGGCUCCGCUGCGGCUCCAGGACCUGGCGGCUGUGUGCUACGAGGACGGGCAGCACCAGGGGCUCCCCGUGGUCCUGGGCACCGGCGGCUUUGGCAGAGUUGAGCUGGUGCGUGGGCAGGGGCAGCUCUUUGCCCUGAAGCGGAUCCGCAAGGAGCACGUGGUGCGGAGGCGGCAGCAGGAGCACGUGUGCACGGAGAAGCGGGUGCUGGAGCAGAGCCGCUGCCCCUUCAUCGUGGGGCUCUUUGGCACCUUCAGGGACAGCCAGUACGUCUACAUGCUGCUGGAGUUCUGCCUGGGGGGCGAGCUGUGGGCCAAGCUGCGUGAGGUGCGCUGCUUCGAGGAGGAGGUGGCUGUGUUCUGCUCAGCCUGCGUGGUGGAGGCACUCGACUACCUGCACGGCAACGGGAUCGUGUACCGGGACCUCAAGCCCGAGAACCUGAUGCUGGACAAGCAGGGCUACAUCAAACUGGUGGAUUUCGGCUUUGCCAAGGAGCUGGAGCGGGGGGAGAAGACCUACUCGUUCUGUGGCACGCCCGAGUACCUGGCACCUGAGAUCCUGCGGCACGAGGGCCAUGACUUCGCCGUCGACUUCUGGAUGAUGGGCAUCCUCAUCUUCGAGAUGCUGGUGGGCCGGCCCCCGUUCCACAGCGCCGAGCCGCAGAAGAUCUACAGCAAGAUCCUGGAUGGGGUGUUCUCGUUCCCGGCCUACGUGAGCGAGGCCGCCUGCUCCCUGGUCUCCAAGCUGUGCCGGCUCCGGCCGGGACAGCGCUUGGGGAACACCAGCACCGGCAUCCGCGGCAUCAGGAAACACAGGUGGUUUGGCUCAGUGAAGUGGAAGCGUCUGGCCCUGCGGCAGGUCGAUGCUCCUACCCUGGCGCUGAUGAAGCAGGGCCCGCCCUACGCCAACUUCAAGCGCUUCUCGGAGGACUGGCCGCCGGGUGAGGAGGAGUUCUCAGGCUGGGACCAGGAUUUCUGAGCGGCCGUGGGGCCCACGCCAGCAGCACCCCAAGGACGCUCUGCUGGUGGCUGCUGCCCUGGUGCGGAGCUGGGCACGUGCCCGCAGCGGACAGGGCCCUGGGCUGCCCCCCCCCCGGG
This is a messenger RNA of Mauremys reevesii (Reeves's turtle), 1211 nucleotides long. Its product is annotated as cGMP-dependent protein kinase 2-like. Gene Ontology annotation, biological process: protein phosphorylation. The record is from RefSeq and is a predicted model, not a curated record. NCBI's taxonomy places the organism in Eukaryota, Metazoa, Chordata, Testudines, Geoemydidae. Gene Ontology annotation, molecular function: cGMP-dependent protein kinase activity; ATP binding. The coding region runs from base 58 to 1092 and encodes 344 amino acids. The transcript has 11 exons.